AUGGGUGGAGAAGACACCGUGGAGCUCCUCUGCAUCAUCACCGGCUUCUCCCCGCCCACCGUGGAAGUUGAUUGGUUGGUGGACGGCGCCCCUGGUCACGUGACCGCCACCGCCAUGGCGCCGCGGCCCGAAGAAGAUGGCGGCACCACCUAUUGGGCCAGCAGCAGGACCAACGUGACCCGGGAGGAAUGGCUGGAGGGGCGGAGCUUCAGCUGCCGGGUCAAGCACCCGCCCUCCGGAUUGGUCACUGUUGGCCACGCCCGCUUCUGCACAGGUCUGGAGAAACUCAACCCCAAGCACAUCACCAUCCACAUCCUCCCCCCCACCGUUGGAGACCUCUACGUCACCCGCCAGCCCAACCUCCGCUGCGUGGUCACCAACCUCCCCAGCGACCUUGACCUCCAGCUCUCCUGGACCAAAGCCACCCCAGGUGUCCUCAGCCCGGACAUGCUGGACCUGCGAGAAGAAGUCAACGGCACCUUGACGGCCACCAGCACCUUGAGGAUCUCCACCGACGACUGGGAGGCCGGAGAACGCUUCACGUGUCGCGUGGGCCACCGUGAUCUUCUGGUGCCCCUCAACAGGAGCAUCGGAAGGUCACGGCCCCCCUCAUCUUCCUCCUCCCCCCCCCACCCCGAGGAGCUCCAGCACCCCACGUUGACCUUGACCUGCCUGAUCCACGGUUUCCACCCGGACAACCUGGAGGUCCGAUGGUUGAAGAACCACCAGGACAUCCCCAUGGACACCUACGUCACCACCCCCCCGCUCCGUGAUGGAACCCAGGAGGUCACCUUCUUCGCCUACAGCAAGCUGAGGGUCCUCAAGAGCAGCUGGUUGGCUGGAGACGUCUACAGCUGCUUGGUUGUCCACGAAGGGUUGACCUUGAAGAUGGCCCAACGUCAAGUGCAGAAGAACCCGGGUAAAUGA
Messenger RNA from Columba livia (rock pigeon), 927 nucleotides. Its product is annotated as Ig mu chain C region. Gene Ontology annotation, cellular component: immunoglobulin complex, circulating; blood microparticle; extracellular exosome. Gene Ontology annotation, molecular function: antigen binding; immunoglobulin receptor binding. Bases 1 to 927 code for a protein of 308 amino acids. The transcript is spliced from 3 exons. The record is from RefSeq and is a predicted model, not a curated record. Gene Ontology annotation, biological process: complement activation, classical pathway; antibacterial humoral response. Lineage: Eukaryota; Metazoa; Chordata; Aves; Columbiformes; Columbidae.